Vombatus ursinus (common wombat) is the source of this 2352-nucleotide messenger RNA. RefSeq names its product zinc finger protein 594-like. The transcript is spliced from 3 exons. Gene Ontology annotation, biological process: regulation of transcription by RNA polymerase II. Gene Ontology annotation, molecular function: DNA-binding transcription factor activity, RNA polymerase II-specific; RNA polymerase II cis-regulatory region sequence-specific DNA binding. Lineage: Eukaryota; Metazoa; Chordata; Mammalia; Diprotodontia; Vombatidae. The record is from RefSeq and is a predicted model, not a curated record. The coding region runs from base 53 to 1825 and encodes 590 amino acids.
CUGGUCUCGAGGGGCGGCGGUAAUAGCGGCUUCAGUGGUUGGGGCGCGGGCGAUGAGUGGGCAGGAGGCUGGUGGCAGCCUGGAGAAGCAGCAAAAAUUCCUGCUUCAAGAGCCCAAUACGAUGAAGACAAUGGCUAUAUUUCUUACCCAAGAGGAAUCCAAGGGACUGGUCUUCCCAGAGGAGAAUCUCUACAAGGAUCAGAUGCUGGAGAAUGAUGCAGACAUGAGUCCGUUGGAUUGUGAGAACAGGACUGAAAAGAAGGAAUGGAAGCCAAAACAGGAAAUUUCUGGAGACACGUCAUUUCAAGCAACAUCAGAAACAAUUUCGAGUCAGAUUCCCCAAAGAUUUGAGUUGGUGGAAACCAAGGUAUGUGAGGAUGAGUUAGCGAAGCAAAGUUUAAAAGUUUCAGGGGGUGGACUGAACCAGACCCAUUCCCGAAAGAGAAGGUUCAGGCAAGUGAAUAUCACCCAAAGGAAAAGCCUUAUAGGAGAAAGCAACAAGGAAUGUAAUGAGAGAGAGAGAAAAGUCAAGUGGAGCUCAGACCUUGUUACACAUCAGAGAGCUCCUGCCGGGGAGGAAUCCCAGAGAUGUGAAACAUAUGAUCAGAAGCUGAAAAAAAAGCCAGAACUUACUGAAUAUAAAAAAACUCGUACUUUAAAGAGAAUUCAUGAGUGUAAUGAAUGUGGAAAAGUGUUUAGCCGGGGAUCAAAUCUUACUAUACAUCAAAGAAUUCAUACAGGAAAGAAACCCUAUAUAUGUGAUGAAUGUGGGAAAGGUUUUAAUCAGAGCGCCAAUCUCUGUAGACAUCAAAAAAUUCAUACUGGGGAGAAUCCUUAUGAAUGUAAUGAAUGUGGAAGAGUCUUCAGGGGGAGCUCAAACCUUAUCCUGCAUCGGAGAAUUCAUAGUGAAGGGAAACCCUAUAUUUGUAAAGAAUGUGGGAAAGCCUUCAAUCAGAGCUCAGAUCUCAUUAUACAUCAUAGAAUUCAUACUGGAGAAAAACCCUAUGAAUGUAAUGAGUGUGGGAAAGCCUUUAGUCAGAGUUCACACCUUGUUACACACAAGAGAAUUCAUACUGGGGAGAAACCCUAUGAAUGUAGUGAAUGUGGAAAAACAUUCAGACAGAGUUCACUCCUUCUUCAACACCAAAGGAUCCAUAGUGGAGAGAAACCUUAUGGUUGUCACAAAUGUGGGAAAGCCUUUAGUGGACGCACAGUCUUUCUUAAGCAUCAGAGACUUCACACUAUUGAGGAACAUGAUGAACAAACCUUCAGUCAGGACACAGACCUUACUGGACAGCAGAGCAUUAACAAGGAAGAGAAACUUUAUGAAUGUAAUGAAUGUGGAAAAGCGUUCCGUUGUAGCUCAGAUCUGAUUAGACAUCAAAUAAUUCACACUGGUGAGAAACCUUAUGAAUGUAAUGAAUGUGGCAAAGCUUUCAGUCGGAACUCAAUCCUUAUAGAACAUCAAAGAAUUCAUACAGGAGAAAAGCCUUAUAAAUGUAGUGAAUGUGGGAAAGCUUUCAGGGGGAGCUCACAACUUAUUCAACAUCAGAGAAUUCAUAGUGGAAAGAAGCCCUAUGAAUGCAAUGAAUGUGGGAAAACAUUUAAUCAGAGUUCAGACCUAAAUAGACAUCAUAGAAUUCAUAGUGGAGAGAAGCCCUAUGAAUGUAAUAAAUGUGGGAAAGCCUUCAGGUGGAGCUCAGAUCUUGGUAGGCAUCAGAAAAUUCAUGUUGGAAAGAACAUUUAUGAAUGUAAUCAGUGCAAAAAAGUCUUUAGUCAGAGUUUGGCCUUUACUCAGCAUCAGAAAAUUCACACUAGAGUGUAAUCAUGAAUAUAAUUAUGAGAAAAUGAAAGCUGAUUUUUCUUUUGUUAAAUACUGGAGAGUUCAUUUUAUGGUACCAUCUCAUAGGAAAAAACUAAGAUCCUUAAGAGCAGGAGAGAUUUUAGUGUGACACAUUUUAAUCAUCAAGAAUUCUGUAACUGAGAGACAUUCUAGGAAUGGUUGAGAUAGAAAUGUAACAUCCUUGCCUAAAAGCUUCUGUGGCAUCAGAAAAUGGUAUAAAUUGGGUAGAACAAUCUGACUCUCCUUAUUUAAUGUGCUCACCAAAGCAGGUAGCAAGUCCAGUAGCCCCCCUGCCCCUUCAAAUUAUUGAGGUCUCCACAGCAACAAUACUAGAAGACAAGUUAAGUAGGUUGAAUGUGGAGAUAUAGUCUUCUGGAAAAAAAAGUUGGAUCUAGUACUAGAAGAUCUGGUAAGAAAGAGACAACCUCUCAGCCUCAGUUUUCUCAUCUGUAAAAUCAUAGUGCCUACCUCACAGGGCUGUUGUGAGGAUUGGUGACAUAAUACAUUAA